This is a messenger RNA of Bursaphelenchus xylophilus (pine wood nematode), 615 nucleotides long. The record is from the annotation of a GenBank genome assembly. NCBI's taxonomy places the organism in Eukaryota, Metazoa, Nematoda, Chromadorea, Rhabditida, Aphelenchoididae.
AUGCAUGCAAUAAUCAGCUUCGCACUUUUUGCCACAAUUGCCGCCGGCAUGAGCGCUCAAGACAUGGAAUUAAAUGGCGACUUUAGCCAGCAUGGUAAGAAGUUUUACGCAUACAUUUAUAAGUCAGCUGUGAACUUUCGUUGGACGAAUCUAAUCCGCAAUCUUUCAGACUACCGCAUGUUGCCAGUCCAGCGGGAAAUGAUGAGGGAGAAUGUGGGAGAAAGUGAGUUUCAUAACCUACAAUUUAACACAUGCUUUCAUAAGAUCCUUACAUAAAAAUUCUGUGUAUUUAUUAACAUAAAAAUUUUUUCAGCGUUGCCGACGCUCCAUUUCCUACGUUCCAUCCGGCGCAGUCGCGAACUGUUCGGAAAACGAUCGCCCUCCGUGGUAGAAGAGAAAAGAAGGAGUCGCGAGUUGUUCGGGAAGCGCUCAGCCAAAUCAGGUACGUUUUUUGAUACCCACCCUUUUUAUGUUUUUUGAUGACAAAAACGUUACGGUAUUCUCGCCGUUUCAGAGGAGGAAAUCCCAUUCAACAGCCAAGAGGUGCUGGCGUUGGCGACACUGCUGACCGAAAGACCGCGACGUGCCCGAGGCACCGAACUCUUCGGAAAAUAA